Molecule: messenger RNA, 1560 nt
Organism: Diversispora eburnea
Lineage: Eukaryota; Fungi; Glomeromycota; Glomeromycetes; Diversisporales; Diversisporaceae
Source: the annotation of a GenBank genome assembly
AUGGGAGAACAAAUGAAUGCUGUUUACGCGACUGAUGAAUAUGGACGCCCCUUCAUCAUCGUAAGGGAGCAACAGAGAAAGAGUCGUCUUAGCGGGAUCGAAGCGAUCAAGUCACAUAUUUUAGCAGCUAAAACCGUUGCUAAUAUAAUUAAGACUUCCUUGGGUCCUAGAGGUCUUGACAAAAUUUUGAUAUCUUCUGAUGGUGAUAUUACGGUAACUAAUGAUGGGGCCACGAUUUUAACUCAAAUGGAAGUGGAACAUCAAAUAGCCAAAUUAUUAGUUCAAUUAUCUAAAUCACAAGAUGAUGAAAUUGGGGAUGGGACAACUGUCCUUGCUGGUGCUCUUCUUGAACAAUGCGAAAAUCUCUUAGAUCGUGGAAUUCAUCCGAUCAGAAUUUCUGAUGGAUUUGAGAGAGCAUGCAAGAUUGCUGUAGAACAUUUAGAUAGCAUUUCUGACGUGGUGGAAUUUACUAAGGACAAUACAGAAAAUUUACUUAAAACAGCUAAGACAAGUUUAGGAAGUAAAAUUGUUUCUAAACAUCACGAUCAAUUUUCCAAAAUUGCCGUGGACGCUGUUUUGUCUGUGGCUGAUUUGGAGCGCAAAGAUGUUGAUUUUGAACUUAUCAAAGUUGAUGGCAAAGUUGGAGGAUCACUUGCUGACACAAUUCUCGUACAGGGAGUUGUUGUAGAUAAGGAUAUGUCACAUCCACAAAUGCCGCGUGAGAUUCGAGAUGCCAAAAUAGCAAUAUUGACAUGUCCAUUUGAACCCCCAAAACCAAAAACCAAACAUAAAUUGGACAUUACUUCAGUAGAGGAAUAUAAAAAAUUACAGAGUUAUGAAAUAGAAAAAUUUGAAGAAAUGAUCAAACGCGUCAAAGAUGCUGGUACUAAUUUAGUUAUUUGUCAAUGGGGAUUUGACGAUGAGGCCAAUCAUUUGCUGAUGCAAAAUCAGUUGCCAGCCGUCCGAUGGGUUGGAGGUCCAGAGAUUGAGUUGAUAGCCAUUGCUACAAAUGGUCGCAUAGUACCACGUUUCGAAGAUUUAUCUCCUGAAAAACUUGGUACUGCUGGACUUGUACGUGAAAUUUCUUUUGGAACCACAAAAGAUCGAAUGCUUGUCAUCGAGGAAUGUUCAAAUACUCGAGCAGUCACUGUAUUUGCUCGUGUUCGUAACCUCGUUCGUGACAAUCGGGUUGUAUAUGGAGGUGGUGCUGCUGAAAUUAGUUGUUCACUUGCUGUUUCUAAAGCUGCAGAUCAGAUAUCAUCAAUUGAACAACAUGCCGUACGUGCGUUCGCUUAUGCUUUAGACGCAACACCAUUGGCACUUGCUGAAAAUUCAGGAUUCUCUCCUAUAGAAACUUUGGCAGAUAUAAAAUCACGACAAGUGACCGAGAAUAAUAGUAAACUCGGCAUUGACUGCAUGUAUACGGGGUCUAAUGAUAUGAAAGAAAAAUUCGUUUAUGACCCACUUAUAUCCAAAAGGCAACAAUUUUUGCUGGCCACACAACUCGUUAAGAUGAUUCUCAAAAUAGACGAUGUAAUUACUUCCGGAGCAACCGAAUAG